AUGUCUCCUGUAAUACUUCUUUUCCUCACUAUUGUUCAUCUCUCGACAUUUAUGGGGCAGCCGACUCUCCCGGUGAGCACUCUACCCCCAGGCCCUCCCAGUACAUGUCAACCUAUAACUGGUGUGGCCAUGUGUCUUUAUGUGCCAUGGGCAGGAAAUGCCUCCUUCCCCAGUGUCAAAGGACGUAGGACGGCACAGAGCAAAGCAAACAUCGAAGCGAAUGUAUUUCAACCUCUUGUUACACAUCAAUGCUCUAAUGCCAUCGUUCACUUUCUUUGUGCAGUGUACACCCCGGCUUGUGUUGAGGGACCCGAAGGAACCGUCACGCUUAAACCCUGCAGGGGUCUCUGUAACCAUGUGAGGAAUACUUGUGAACCUUUUAUGCGGGAGCGGUGGGGAUUGAAUUGGCCGCCUCACUUUGAGUGCUCUAACUUUCCCGAAAAUGAAUCCACUGAUAUUAAUAGUCUGUGUUUUGAUGUGCCUUUCCAUAAUGUUACCAUACCAAUACCACCUGCUACUACAUCUUCUAGUAUAGUUGUUCAACCUUCAUCUAAAAAAAGUUCAGUCGUUCAAUGA
Amphimedon queenslandica is the source of this 576-nucleotide messenger RNA. RefSeq names its product frizzled-4-like. Gene Ontology annotation, biological process: canonical Wnt signaling pathway; non-canonical Wnt signaling pathway. NCBI's taxonomy places the organism in Eukaryota, Metazoa, Porifera, Demospongiae, Haplosclerida, Niphatidae. Gene Ontology annotation, cellular component: plasma membrane. The record is from RefSeq and is marked predicted. Gene Ontology annotation, molecular function: Wnt-protein binding; Wnt receptor activity.